AUGAUUAUGGAUUCCCUAGUGAUUAUUAUGGGAGUCACUGGCAAAGUUUCCAGGGAGGAAAGUCGACUAGGGUAUUCUAUCUCUUUACAUGAAUAUGAUGGUACAAAUUUAUAUGCUGGUACAGAAUCACAAUGGGGAACAUUAUAUUUUGAUUUUGAUAAAGAAGAAACACGUCGAUUUCUAUUUGCUAGUGCUCUUUACUAUCUUGAUCGAUUUCAUUUUGAUGGAAUUCGUUUUGAUGCUGUUAGUCAAAUGAUUCGACGAAAUCAAACAGAUAUUCAGAGUGCUAUUUCAUUUUUACAUGAACUCAAUCAUAUUAUUCAUACACAUUAUCCCGGUGUUCUGUGUAUUGCAGAAGAGACAGAAGGUUAUCCUAAUCUUAAUAGAACAAUGAAUUUUGAUUUAAAAUGGAAUAUUGGUUGGAGUAAUGAUGCACGAAAUUUUCUUCGAACACCAUAUACUGAACGAUUUCAACAUUGGAAACAAAAAAUAUUAGAUGUUUUAAAUUGUGCACGAUGGAAUGAUGAUAAAAUGAUUUGUACGUUGAGUCAUGAUGAUACAAAUGAUGGUCCAUUUAGUAGUAAAAAUAUUCUAUUGAAUUGUGUUUCACAUGCUCGAAAUGAUAUGGAUAAAUUUGCUGAUCUAAGAAAUUUAUUUGCAUGGCAAAUAUGUAUGCCAAGUCGCGGUCAUAUGAUACAUAUGGGUGAUGAAAUUGUUCAACCAAUGUCUUGGUUUCAACGAUGUUUUCGAGGAAAGUCAAGUAUGGAUUGGUCAUUAUCUAAUUCAACAUCAUUACAUGGAAAAAUUCAAGAAUAUAUACGUGAUCUCAAUCAUCUUUACAUUCUUUAUCCACAAUUUUGGGAAUAUGGAGAAGAAGGUUAUUCAUUAAUCUAUGAAUAUGGUGAAAAUCUAGUAAUUGCAUAUCAUCGAGGUAUUUUUAAUAAUUGUAGAAUUACUGUUAUUCAUAACUUUUCAAAUCGUGGUUACACAUCCUAUGAUAUUCCAUUACCAAGAUCGGAUCCUAAUGUAGAACGUAUUCGAGAUGCAAUAGAAAUAUUCAAUACAGAUGAUCUAAAAUAUGGUGGAUCAGGUACUUUUCAAAAUCAACAGAUUGAAAUUAAACGUAAUAAUGGAGAAGAUAUCAUAUUCACAGUUGCUCUUCCUCCUCUGUCGACAAUAAUAUUAGAAGAAAAUUUAAUAUAA
This is a messenger RNA of Rotaria sp. Silwood2, 1203 nucleotides long. NCBI's taxonomy places the organism in Eukaryota, Metazoa, Rotifera, Eurotatoria, Philodinida, Philodinidae. The record is from the annotation of a GenBank genome assembly.